This is a messenger RNA of Octopus bimaculoides (California two-spot octopus), 3001 nucleotides long. Its product is annotated as protein sel-1 homolog 3. NCBI's taxonomy places the organism in Eukaryota, Metazoa, Mollusca, Cephalopoda, Octopoda, Octopodidae. Gene Ontology annotation, molecular function: protein binding. The record is from RefSeq and is a predicted model, not a curated record.
AGCUAAGAAAAUUGGUGACGUAUUCGUUCAUUCAAAAUGGACGAUCACAACCGAAUCCUUUUCUUGUCGUUACUUUUAACCGUCAUCUGUUCAUUGGUAACGGGUUUAAACCCUGAACAGAUGUCUGUUGUAUUAAAUGAUAUUUCCGAAAGCGAAGAUUACGUACAAUUUCUGAACGUUCCCCAGACUCUCACUAAAACUAUGGGUCUUGUGACAAAGUACAGGUGUAAGAAAAGAAGUAUCGUUGGCCUGGAACUACAGAUCAGAAUGGAAGGUGGUACGCAUAAGAAUGUAUUUAAAUCCAUUUGGGUAUGUGAAGGAGAUUCCGAGUUAAAGACGCGUAGGAACGACAUCGUUCUGCCAGAUUCGAUCGUCUACCAACCAAAUUAUUUCAACAAAUAUUCUGCAUUGAUAAGAUCAGCCAAGUUACGGGUAUGGAUGUUAGAAGAAGUGAAAUGGCGCUUAAUACCCCAAAGAUCUCUAAUGUAUGAUUUAGCUGAAGCCAAAGCGUCUUAUCCUAUUCGUGUUCAACCACCUUAUUCUCGGCCAUUGAAACCAAUUCAUGAUUGUGUUCGCUGGCCCUAUCAAUUCUGGUCUCAACUUUCAGCGAAGGAAAUACUUAAGUGCCCUUACGAAGAUGAAACUGUGAAGAUCUUGGAUUACCCUAUUGCAUUGAAUGGUUUAAACUUUGGACUGUUUCAUACCUUUAAGCCGUACAAUAACUUAAAUCUGGAGAAAACACGAUUAACUGAAAUAAAUGAGCCGAGGCUAACAGUCAGCAUGUGGAUGUAUAUAUUAGAAUAUUGUACUGGAAGUCUAACAAACCUAUGCAGUAUCAUGUAUCAUUUUGAUUGGAUGAACAACUAUUUGUCCCCUUUAUUGUUUUUUACUGACGAGGGUAAGCUCCAUGUUCAGAUGAUAAUGAAGAACGGAAGAUCUGAGGCAAAUUUAACACCAUUUAAACUUCCUCUUCAUCAAUGGUUCCGACUUGUAUUUUCUAUAGCUUCCAAUAAGUGGUCAAUCACAAUUAAUUAUGGAGAACAAUGGAAAAAUAAAUUGGAAGUAGAUCAUCAGUUUAAUACAGAUAUUCGUUACAAUGAUGUGGAGGGAAUAUUUUCAUUCGGAGGUUCUGAAUUUGUACCAGCUUUCAAAGGAUAUUUUGGUCAAGUUACAUUUUACAGACGCUAUGUUGUUGCUCCCAGGAAGAUUUCUAUGCCAAAUCCACACAGUACUAUGUUUGAGCUCAGACUGACCAGCCGAGACAAACGAUGUGAAAAUUACUUAACUUGGAUAAAGGAAAAGAUUAAAGUUUACAAGGAAAAGAAGAUGGACUUUAUCUAUAAUAAUACAUGCCAUCCUUAUUUUAUGGAGUUGAUACACAAUAAAACUACACCAAAGUGGAAAUCAAAUCAAUGUGUAAGGUAUUCCAUGUCCCCUGUACGUCAUUCCAAACUGGUGCAGAAAAUUAUCUGGAAAUUUAUCAAGAGCAAAGCUGCUGAUCAAGAACCAGAUAUGGAAAAAUUAGGGGAGGCAAUUUUUAAUAUUUCUAUCACAAAAAUUUCACACAGUUUCUUGCUCCUUGCGUCACUGAAAGGCCAUCGUUUAGCUAGCUUGGCAUUGGCACACAAACACUAUUAUGGAAUGGAUGCUGUUCCACGUCAAAUUGGUGUGGCAUACAUGUACUUCAAAUAUGUUGCGGAUAAAACACGCCAGGACCGCGAAGACCACAAAGGCACUGAUGUAAGCAUUGUCACCAUAUUACGUAUUGGCCGAGCAUUAUAUUGGGGAGCACAAGGCCUGAAAAGGAAUAUGGAAUCAGCAAUGGAAUAUUUCCGAGAAAGUGCAGCAACUGAAGAUCCAACAGCUAUGUACGACUAUGGCAUUGUGUUACUAAGGGGCCAAGGAACAAAGAAAGAUGAAGAAAAAGGCUUGGAACAAAUUAAAAGAGCAGCUGAAAAGAAAAAUCCUCAAGCCUUGAAUGCAUUGGGAUGGUAUGCACUCGCGAAACAGAAGAAUUACAAACUGGCUGCUGAAUACUUCAAAGAAUCUCAUAUAAUGGGAAACGCUGAUGCCUCUUAUCACUUAGGCCACAUGUAUUUUUCCGGCAUUUUCCCUGGUCAAGAAGCUAAUGUUGAUAAAGCUUACGAAUUUUUCGUCUGGGCUGCUCUCAAGGAACAGUUGGAAGCUGGAGUAAUGGUAGCUUAUCAGAAUAUACGUGGAACCAGUACAUUGCCAAUCAAUGAAACGCUUGCUACAGAAUGGGCGAGAUUUAUAGCUGAAAAAAAUCCUUCGCUAGGAUACAUGCUGAGGAAAGGAUUACAUGCUUUUAGGAACAAAGACGAACAGUUGGCAAUGUUUUAUUACAUGAUGGCAGCUGAAGCUGGGAUUGAAGUCGGUACUUUCAAUGUUGCUUGGCUUUGUGAAGAAAAUAAGAAAGGAUUUGUCAGCUUCAUAGCUCGAGAAUGUCAAUGGCGCAACUAUAAUCUAUCAACGCUGCGUGAAUUCCAUUUUGUUGACAAAUAUGCGCUACUAAAAAUGGGUGAUUAUAACUGGUACGGCUGUGGUGGUAAGCAGGAUCUCAAUAAGGCAACGCAAUUCUACAUGGGGGCGGCCACUAAAGGAUCUCCUCAUGGCAUUUUCAGUCUAGCACAAAUGGUAGAAGAAGGGGUACAACUUAAAGAAUGCGACCUAAAAAAACUGGGACUUCCUUUAGAAGUCGGAAAAAGCAACAUAUCUCUGAUAUUUGAACUUUACAAUCGGUGUAAAGAAUCGCAUAACACUGAUGCUUACAUUCCAUGUUCUAUUGCUUUAUGGAAAGUUCAAAUGCUUUAUGUAUGGAAGCACUAUCAUCUAUGGAUGAAGGUGUCAAGUCUCUUUGGACUGACUCUGGUCACGGCGGGUUUAGUGUACAACCUUAUAAAAAGUUACCAACAGAUUGAUUCAGUGAGCACAGUGUGAACAGAUCUGGAAUAACGAAGCCAUGCAUCUCAUAUUCAAGCAC